This is a messenger RNA of Agrilus planipennis (emerald ash borer), 2414 nucleotides long. RefSeq names its product intracellular protein transport protein USO1-like. The record is from RefSeq and is a predicted model, not a curated record. NCBI's taxonomy places the organism in Eukaryota, Metazoa, Arthropoda, Insecta, Coleoptera, Buprestidae. Bases 101 to 2071 code for a protein of 656 amino acids. The transcript has a single exon.
GUUGUUAGCGACAGUAAUGAAACCGUCGUAUGUUUAAUAAUGCAAUCUAAAAUGGUUGGUUAAAUUCAAAAUUCUAGUGCCAUGUGUAAUUACAUAGAAAAUGACAUUCGUAGCCAAACGUACAAAUGCCUUUCAACGAGGUCCAGAUUUAGUAGCUAGAAGAUCAGAAGGUAGACUUAAACUUCAAGAGUCUGCAAGAGAUACCAGAGCAUGGUCAACCGAUUGCGAAGACCGAAGGGAAUUCCUUCUGGAACUUGUGCUCAAACAACCUCGACGAUGUUCCGCUGUGGGCACAUUCAUUCCGCUUGAGGCGCUUAUGAAUAUAUACUUUGCGGGUGAAAAAGAGGAACUAGCAAGAUUAAAACAAGUAGCAGGACCAGCAGCAGGUCAGGCAGGAAGUUUAGCACAAGGACAAGCAAGAAGUCUAGCAGCAGGUCAAGCAGAAGGUCAAGCAGGUCAAGCAGGUCAAGCAAGAGUUCAAGCAGCAGGUGCUGAAGGAGCAAGUCAAGCAGGUGCUGAAGGAGUAAGUCAAGCAGAUGCUGAAGAAGCAGGUCAAGCAGGUGCUCAAGGAGCAGGUCGAGCAGGUGCUCAAGGAGCAGGUCAAGCAGGUGCUCAAGGAGCAGGUGCUGCUGCAUUGGAACUUGGACCUGAUGGUACUGGACCAGGAGGAACCGCACAUGACGAAAAUCAGGAUUUAGAGUGUGACGACUAUGAUGCAAAUGCUGAUGAUGAGUGGAAAAUGUGCGCAGAUGAAGCAAUCGAUAAAUUAUCACUACUUGAAAACAUCUGCGAAGAUCGCGACUCUUUACAGAGAGCUCUAGAAUGUGCCGAAUCGAAAAUAGAGAAUUUAAGAAAUGCCUGCGAAGCAACAGAGGCGCAAGUGAAGACGCUUAAGUGUGAAAUGCAAGAACUGGAAACGGAAGCUUUGAGGGAAAAAGACGAUGAAUGCCAAUGUUUGCGGGAAGAGUGCCAGCAAUUACAAGAUGAACUAGAAUCGGUCAAAUCGGCAAACGACAAUGCAGCAAUGGUCGAUGAAAAGUUCGAUGAUUUAAAAAUAGAAUUAGCAAAAGUCAGGAAACAAUUAUGUUGUGCUUCUAACGAAAUUGAAAAACAGAGGUGCGUAAUUCAAAAUCUAAUCACCGAACGGAACAUGCUCAGAAUGAGAAAGGCAAAAGAAAGCGACGACGAGAUUUGUAGGCUCAAGAAAAAGGCGGAAGAAGCUGAUCGACUGAUAUUCCAAAAUUGCAGUUUGGAAGCGAAGUUAGAUGAGAUGAAAGACAUCGAGAAAGAACUUAUAGUUGCAAAUUCUAAACUUGAAGAAAUGGAGAAGAUCAAACAAGAGCGAGAUGAAAUGGCCGAAAAAUACAGGAGUGUACUGGAAUUGAGAAAGGAAUGCGAAGAAAUCAAGAAGCAAUUCGAACACUACAAGGAAACAGACAAACAAAAUCAACAACUUCUCGCCGAAAAUAAACGCUGCAAAAUGUGUUUAGACGAAAGAGAAAAGGAAACAAAGCGUCUCAUUAUGGAAGUCAAAAAGCUGACGAUAGCAAGAGACCAAGGUCAAAAACAAAUCGAAGAAGGUCUAGCAAGACUUUGUUGCGAAAUGGAUAAGAAGAACCUUCAGUUGAAUCAAUCCAGUGCUCGCUUGACAAAUCUUCAGAGAGACAUGGAACAAGCUAUUUCCAGAAUUAGAUGCGAAGCUAAAGAAUUAAAAUGCAAACUAUCGGAAUUGGAAGAAGAAGUGGACGAUCUGCGAAAGAAACUUCAAGAAAAGGCGAAAAGAAUAGAUACGCUUUUAUGUGAGAUAGAUGAGAAAGAUGAAAAAAUAACUUGUUUGAAGGAACAAUUGCAGAAGAAGAAAAGAAGGAGACAGAGUUUACAGGACAAUGGCUCUUACAGUCAUAUGGGAGAUCACUUGAGGGAUUUUGCUGAGGACACUAUUCGCAUGGAACAGUGUGCUUCGGAAUUAAAUAAUGUUACCGGAGAGAGACAUCUUUUGGAAUUAUUGGAACAAUCGAAAUGCACCGUGAACCGAGUAUCAAACGAAUUAAAUAAAACAUACAAAUGUUAACACAGAGGCUAUGGCAAAAUUUUUGUUUACAUAUUCAAUAAAGAAAGGCUACCGUACAUAAGACGAGUUUGUGGUGGUUAUUGGCGGCUUCUUAUUUCAAAUUUUGGUAAGGCUUCCUUCGGAAAUUCAGCUAACUUUUUACUAAAUCUCACUGGGUUUAACAGUUUGAACUUACGAAGUUCACUUUUUCGAAAGUUUUCUUUACUAACUUCCCCAAUGACUUCAUUAAUUAACAUCUAUGUAAAACAUCUAUUGUUUUAAGUGCGACACCAAUUUACUAGGCAAAUUUUAAUUACUUUUUCGUAAAAUCAACUUGCAAGAAACUAAUUGAUACACUUACCAA